UUUGCAUUCGAGUAAGCAUAAUGGCAACGAGAGCUUUGUAUCCCACAUCCUACGACGAGGAGUCGAGAAUAUGGAGUGGCAUGAGCAAAGCUCCCUUCUACGAUCCUGAUUGUUCUGUUGGUGCAGUUUUCUUCAAUGCCAUGAAGAAUUGGCCAAGUCAAACAGUUUUGAUCAAUCACAACGAUGGCCGAAAAGUGACGAAUGCUGAAAUGCGACAAUUGGCCAUUCGAUUGGCUUUGUAUUUGAAGAAGGAGAAAUUGACACACAAUGAUGUCGUUGGCAUUAUUGGAGUCACCAGCACAUAUUUAGCACCUCUAAUAACAGCUUGUUUCUUCAAUACGACACCAUUUCAUUCGGUGGCAUUGAAUAAAGAAGCGAGCACUAUUAAAGAACUCUACACGCUGACCAAACCGAAGAUUAUGUUUUGUGAUGCUGCUGACUAUGAAUUCAUCAAGGAAGUGACCACAGAAUGGACACCCAAAUUUGUUAUCCUCACAGGACGUGUCGAAGGAGUGACAAGCAUUGAGGAUCUGCUGAAGCCCACAGUUGAGGAGCAUUUCUAUCAACCCUUACCCUUGGCCGUGAAUGGAGAUCAGACUGCUUUGAUAUUGUGCUCUUCGGGCACCUCAGGUCCACCCAAAGCUGUCGCAUUAUCCCACAAACAUGUGACUAGAAUAGCUCCAUUUUGCAAUAGCUCAGAUGUGAUUUUGACCAGCGCUACGCUUGCUUGGGCAACUGGGUUCAUUACUAUUGCAAUCAGCUUAAUUUAUGGCGUACAAAAAGUUAUAUUCGACGGUCCAUUUAAUGCGGAAGAAUUUAUAAGUAUGAUCAAGCAAUAUAAUGCUACGAUUCUUGUGUUGUCACCUUGGCAGACUUAUGAGCUUUUCAAUCAUCCCUCGGCCACCGAAGAAGCUUUCGCCAAGCUCAGGGUGAUCUUCAUAACCGGUGGAUGGAUCUCCACUAAAAUUCUGCAAUACGGUCAGAGUUUAAUGAAGCAAUGCUUGAUUGUUUCUUCAUAUGGAACCACAGAGACUGGAGCAAUUACAGCAAACAUUGAUCACAGCCACAAUGAUACCGUUAAUAAUGUGGGUCGCAUCUUUCCCGGCAUGCGCCUUAAGAUUAUUGAUGAUGAAGGCAACGCUCUACCUCACAAUAAAAUCGGUGAAGUUCUCAUAGACAUCGGUUCGAAAUGGAAGGGAUACGUUGGCCUUGCUGCCGAUACUGAAGAGACAUUGAAGGAUGGUUGGAUUAAUCUCGGUGAUCUAGGCUACAUCAACGAUGACAAUAAUCUUAUACUUGUGGAUCGUAAGAAGGAUUUGCUCAAAUACAAAUCAAAUCAUUAUUGGCCGACUGAGAUCGAGCUGAUCAUUGCCGAAUUGCCGGAGGUAUUAAAUGCCUGCGUUGUGGGCAUUGACGAUCCCAGAUACGGAGAUGCUGCUGGCGCAUUGGUUAUCAAGAAACCUGGAACUGCGAUCACUGAGCAGCACAUAAUUGAUCAUGUGGCCAAUCGUCUCGUGGUCGAGUACAAGCAAUUGCAUUCGGGCGUAAAGUUUGUGGACACAUUACCAAUGAACACAAAUGGAAAACUUUUGAGAAGCACAGCCAAACAAGUGUUUUUGGAGGGAUUGAACUGAAAGUAAAGGUGAUCUGUCCGUACUAACUACUAGAUUUAAGAGACUAUAAGGUAGAGAAAACAUUAUCGGUGACAAUUCUUGUGCAGAUCACAUGUCAUUUGGAUAUCAGCAGUAAGCUGCAAACUCAUUCUAUAAAAUAAGAUGAACAAUUAAUGUAAAUGCUCAAUGUUCUUGCUUCGAUAAGCUUCAAUAAAAUCAACGAAAUUACAGUAUUACAAAAAAAUAUAUUUAAAUUC
Messenger RNA from Drosophila sulfurigaster albostrigata, 1870 nucleotides. RefSeq lists its product as uncharacterized. Gene Ontology annotation, biological process: long-chain fatty acid metabolic process; fatty-acyl-CoA biosynthetic process. The record is from RefSeq and is a predicted model, not a curated record. Bases 21 to 1634 code for a protein of 537 amino acids. The transcript has 4 exons. Gene Ontology annotation, molecular function: long-chain fatty acid-CoA ligase activity. NCBI's taxonomy places the organism in Eukaryota, Metazoa, Arthropoda, Insecta, Diptera, Drosophilidae.